UGAGCCAGGUAAGAAGUAAACUUAUGCGGGUCUCUUCAGCACUUCAGCUGUUCCUUGAAGGAAGCCGACCCUGUUGCCCACGCAACAAGCACACACGCACAACUCUCUGCUAAGCUGCUUGCGUUAUUAUUUUCCCAACCACUGGGAAACCACUUAAAGAAACACCAGCUUGGAAAUGGAAGCCAAGGAUCCUACUGGAAAAGAAAGUGCGGGGGUUAGGAAAAAGAACCUGACUUUCCUCAAGCAGAGAUUGUACAUGCUGGAGAGGAGGAAGACGGAUACGGUGGUGGAGAGCAGCGUCUCAGGAGACCACAACAGCAACUCUGCAACCUUGAGAAGGAGCCAGUCAGACAGGACUGAAUACAACCAGAAAUUACAAGAAAAGAUGGCACCCCAUGCAGGAUCUGUAGGACCAGUCGAUUUACCCCUAGAAACUGAAGAACAACUGAUUAAGCGAAUGAUGGCCAGAAGGCAAAAGAUAAUUGCAGAAAUACUCCAAACAGAAAGAGAUUAUCUUAGUGAUCUGGAACUCUGCAUCAGAAUAGUGGUUGAGCCCUUGAAAAAAAGGCAGAUUGCUCGACUUGAUGUGGACAGCUUAUUUAGCAACAUUGAAUCGGUCCAUGAAAUAUCAUCCAAACUGUUGUCAUUGUUGGAAGAAGCAACAUUAGAUGUGGAACCAGCCAUACAAAUAAUUGGUCAGGUAUUUCUACAGAUUAAAGAUGUACUAGAAGAAGCAUACAAAAUCUACUGUUACCAUCACGAUGAUGCUCAUCUUCUUCUGGAAUUCUAUGAAAAAGAUGAGGAAUUGAAACAAUGUAUAAAAGACUGUCUACAUUCUUUGAAAAAGAUAUAUGAAGAAGGGGGAAAACCAAAUCUAUUGGAUAUGGGAUCUUUGAUGAUCAAACCAAUACAACGUGUCAUGAAGUAUCCUUUGUUAUUGUGUGAGCUCUUGAAUGCCACUCCUAAGUCUCACCCCGACCACAAAGCAUUGCAGGAUGCCUUGGUUGCUAUGAAAGAUAUGAAUAUGAAUAUAAAUGAACUUAAAAGGAGAAAGGAUAUAGUGCUUAAAUAUAAGAAGAAUGAUGAAGAUGAAUCUUUGAAGGAUAAAUUUUCAAAGUUAAAUAUUCACUCAAUUAGUAAAAAGUCCAAGAGAGUGACUGGUCACUUGAAGAUUCUGACAGGAGGAGAGCCUCAGGUGAAAGAUGAAGUUUUUAAUAAACAGGAGAAGUUAUUCAAAAGCUUAGAAAAGACGGUCAAACUAUGCAUGAAGAAUAUUCCAUUGUCUCUUCAGCAUUUAGAAGACUCUGUAUUUCUCGGAGCACAGUGCAUAAUUGAUCUUCAGGAUCUGCUACAUGAGAAUGAAGAUGGGGCAAACAGAUCUUCAGAUGCAUUGAUUAAUGCUGGGCAUCCCAGCAAACUGUUUCUGAAUCAAGUAGAGAAAUUGGUGUUGACUCCAUUGACUACACUACACGCUCUUUUCCUCAGUCCCCAGAAGCUCAUCCAAAAGCGUUAUGACAAACUUCUGGAUUACAGUAGCUUAUAUCAAAAGGCUUCAGGGGAUGAUACUGACCUGGCCAGGAAAGAAUAUGAGGCCCUCAAUGCACAGCUGGUGGAGGAGCUCCAGCAGUUCAAUGAAGCAGCAAAGAAAAUUGUGACCAGUUGCCUAUGUUGUCUCAUCACUCUCCUGAAAGACAUGAUGUCAUCGGCCUCACAGUCCUUUUCAACCAAUGAAUCCCAGUUGCUAGCCAUUAAACCGGAGGUAACAACACCCUCUUUUUGUUUCCAGCCUGAAUUUCCCCGCCAGAAAGAAGUCCACCGGUUGAUGCUACUUUCUAUGUACAAUGUGGACUUGCUAUACGAAGCCAAGCGUAAAUGCAAUGCCACACAGGAGUUGGAUAUUGAUCUUUAUGAAGGAGAGGUGGUGGCUCUCAUAGACCAAAAGGAUCCUUUUGGCUGUACAAGCAGGUGGCUUGUUGAUACUGGAAUUCUUAAAGGAUACGUUUAUUCUUCCUUCCUGAAACCCUAUAAACCAGCCAAGGCACCAAAAAAUCCUGGGGAAAUCCAUUUCUGUGAUGGUGACUUUGAUAAUAUCAGCCUUUUUAUCUCUUCACGACAACUGGAGGACAACAGUACAAAACCCACAGGACACAAAAGAAGUGGCAGUGACUCUUCCUAUAAUAGCCUGUGUGAAAAAGAAUCUGUGAAUGGCUCAGAAUUGGACAGCUUUUGUGAAACAGAUGAGCAACACACUUUCUAUGCCGUUCAUGCAUUUCAAGCAAGGAGUAAGCAGGAACUCAGUCUUCACGAAUAUCAGCGAGUUCAAAUCCUUCGUUUUUCGGACCUAAGUGGCAAUAAAGAAUGGUGGUUAGCUGAAGCUGAAGGACAAAAAGGAUAUGUGCCAGCUAAUUAUCUUGGGAAGAUGACAUACACGUAAAUAUCAGAUUUAGCUUACGGAAUAAAUUCUCAGAGCCAGAAGACUUUUAUUGUGAUAUUAUCACCCGUGAAUUUUUGUGCCUUAAAAAAUGCAAUAAGCUAAGAGCUUCUAAAAUCCGGAAUUGAAGUACUUGUGAAGAAGAAUUUUUGAUGGAAUAGGUAUAUUUGCCUUUACUUUUAAACCUUUGUCACACUGGACUGGAAAAGAACUCUCGUAAUGCCUUCCACAGAUUUCUGAGGCAUUUAAUUAUAUUGAACUCAUCCAGGGGUCCCCAAACCCCAGGCCGUGGUCUAUUUGGAACCGGGCCAUGCGAGCGCUUGAUUGUGCAAGUAGAGUGUGUGUCUGCACUUGCGUGCUGGCCUGUCGCUCAUGCAAGUUGAGCUGUGUGUGCAUGUUAGCCCACUGUUUAUGUGGGCUGUCACCUCCCAGCUGGGCUGGCAAACUGCAAAGGUUGGGGAUCGCUGAGCUAAAUCACCUAUAACAACAAAAAUCUCAUGACAUAAUAAUCUAGUUCAGGGGUCUUCAAACUUGACAGCUUUAAGACUUGUGAACUUCAACUCCCAGAAUUCGU
Messenger RNA from Notechis scutatus (mainland tiger snake), 3005 nucleotides. Lineage: Eukaryota; Metazoa; Chordata; Lepidosauria; Squamata; Elapidae. The record is from RefSeq and is a predicted model, not a curated record.